GCACCUGACCUGUUGGACCCCAAAUCUGCCACUCAGAACCUGAAGCCACGGCUGUCAUUUUCUACCAAGCCCACUGUACUUGCUUCACGGGAGGAAAGUGAUACAACUAUUAAUGUUAUGAAAUGGAAGACGGUAUCAACCAUUUUUCUAGUGGUGGUUUUGUAUUUAAUUAUUGGAGCUACUGUGUUCAAAGCCCUGGAACAGCCACAUGAAACCAACCAGAGAACCACUAUUGUGAUCCAGAAGCAAAUGUUUGUGUCACAGCAUGCCUGUGUGAAUGACACUGAACUUGAAGAUCUAAUUCAGCAAGUUGUGGCAGCAAUAAAUGCAGGAGUCAAUCCUAAAGGAAAUAUGCCAAAUCAAGUCAGUCACUGGGAUUUGGGAAGUUCUUUCUUCUUUGCGGGGACUGUUAUUACCACCAUAGGAUUUGGGAACAUCUCACCACGUACAGAAGGUGGAAAAAUAUUCUGUAUCAUCUAUGCCUUACUGGGAAUCCCUCUCUUUGGUUUUCUGUUGGCUGGAGUUGGAGAUCAACUAGGGACCAUAUUUGGGAAAGGGAUUGCCAAAGUAGAAGACACAUUUGUUAAAUGGAAUGUGAGUCAGACAAAGAUCCGCAUAAUAUCAACAAUAAUAUUCAUACUGUUUGGCUGCGUUCUAUUUGUUGCUCUUCCGGCAGUCAUUUUCAAGCACAUAGAAGGCUGGAAUACAUUAGAUGCAAUUUAUUUUGUAGUUAUCACCUUAACAACAAUUGGAUUUGGUGAUUACGUUGCAGGGGGAUCAGAUAUUGAAUAUUUUGACUUUUACAAACCAGUUGUGUGGUUCUGGAUUCUGGUGGGUCUUGCAUAUUUUGCUGCUGUGUUGAGCAUGAUUGGUGAUUGGCUAAGAGUUAUAUCCAAAAAGACCAAGGAAGAGGUGGGAGAGUUCAGAGCUCAUGCAGCGGAGUGGACAGCCAAUGUUACCGCAGAGUUCAAAGAAACCCGCAGGCGCCUGAGCGUUGAGAUCUAUGACAAAUUCCAGCGGGCUACCUCCAUCAAAAGAAAGCUCUCUGCAGAAAUGGCAGUGAAUCACAGCCAAGACCUGACUCCUUGCAAAAGAACCUUGUCUGUCAACCACCUCACCAGCGAGAAAGAUAUCUUGCCUGCCAUCACAAAGACAGAUAGCAUUUAUAUGAAUGGCUUGACUCCUCACUGUGCAGCGGAAGAAAUUGCUGUGAUUGAGAACAUUAAGUAG
Protobothrops mucrosquamatus (brown spotted pit viper) is the source of this 1230-nucleotide messenger RNA. RefSeq names its product potassium two pore domain channel subfamily K member 2 (gene KCNK2). The record is from RefSeq and is a predicted model, not a curated record. Gene Ontology annotation, molecular function: outward rectifier potassium channel activity; potassium ion leak channel activity. Gene Ontology annotation, cellular component: membrane. NCBI's taxonomy places the organism in Eukaryota, Metazoa, Chordata, Lepidosauria, Squamata, Viperidae. The coding region runs from base 118 to 1230 and encodes 370 amino acids. The transcript is spliced from 6 exons. Gene Ontology annotation, biological process: potassium ion transmembrane transport; stabilization of membrane potential.